This is a messenger RNA of Heterotrigona itama, 6319 nucleotides long. The record is from the annotation of a GenBank genome assembly. NCBI's taxonomy places the organism in Eukaryota, Metazoa, Arthropoda, Insecta, Hymenoptera, Apidae.
CGAGCGUAUAAACGAGAGUCGCAGGGUGGAGAGGAACGAGAAUGUAGAGACAAAGAACGUGAGAAGAUGGAACGUUGAAUCUUGCACGGCGUAUAGUCCAAAGUUUAAAGAGCAUUGGUAACGUCGUUGGAGAUCUAAGAUGGCGGCUGACGAAGUAAACUUACGAAAUUGCGCUCUGUUGAAAGUCGUUCGUGAUUUUGUCGUUUGUUGAACGUUGUCAGUUGACAGUUUCGAUUCAUCUUUACGUGAUAUCGGUCUAGGAUCGCCAACAGCCGAAACGCGCCCCGCGUGCAAGUGGGACACAAACGUUUCUAGAAUCACAGGCUUGCGAUGUCGGUAAUCGCCUCGAAGCCAUGCCGCGAGAAAGAAAAUUUGAAAUCGACGGAGGAGGACGAUUGGAAGAUGCAGCUUGCAUUUUGCAAACCGCGGCACACGGCGACGAUCGAAGGUGUAAAUUGUAUCACGCAGACAUGGAGGAUGAAGGAACGGAUGAAAACCGUGAGCGUGGCUCUGGUUUUGUGUUUGAAUGUUGGCGUUGAUCCACCGGAUAUUGUCAAGACGCAACCGUGCGCUCGUCUCGAGUGUUGGAUCGAUCCUUUGUCGGUAAGUCCGCAGAAAGCUUUGGAAACUAUAGGUUCCAAUUUGCAAAAACAGUAUGAACGAUGGCAACCAAGGGCUCGUUACAAACAGAGUUUAGAUCCCACCGUCGAGGAAGUUAAAAAGUUGUGUACUUCCUUGAGACGAAACGCAAAGGAAGAGAGAGUUCUGUUUCAUUAUAACGGUCAUGGUGUUCCUAAACCUACUAGUAAUGGUGAAAUAUGGACGUACACGCAAUACAUUCCUUUGUCUGUAUACGAUUUACAAACAUGGAUGGGUGCACCUAGCAUCUAUGUGUACGACUGUUCCAAUGCGGGUAUCAUUGUAGAGUCCUUUCAACAAUUUGCGGAACAACACGAAAAGGAAUAUGAGAUGGAGAAGCAAGCAGUUCAGCAGAAUCGUGCGACUGGGGUUGCAGGUGCUACUGCGCCAUCCUAUAAAAAUUGUAUUCAAUUAGCAGCAUGUGCGGCUAAUCAAAUUUUACCUAUGAAUCCAGAUUUACCUGCGGACAUAUUUACGUCGUGUCUUACAACUCCGAUAAAGAUAGCAUUACGAUGAAUUCCAGGACAAUUGACCGAUAGAAGAACAAUGUUGGGAGAACUUAAUUGGAUUUUUACAGCAAUUACCGAUACUAUAGCGUGGAAUACAUUGCCAAGAGAUUUGUUUCAGAGAUUGUUUAGACAAGAUUUAUUAGUAGCUAGUCUAUUUAGAAAUUUCUUACUUGCUGAAAGAAUACUUCGUUCGUACGAUUGCACUCCAGUUUCUUGCCCAAAAUUACCACCUACUUAUCAGCAUCCUAUGUGGCAAGCGUGGGAUUUGGCACUUGAUCUCUGUUUAGCGCAAUUACCAUCUAUUCUUGAAAAUGAAGAUCAAUUUAUGCACUCGCCUUUUUUUGAAGAACAAUUAACAGCUUUUCAAGUAUGGCUUACACUGGGUUCUAAAAAUCGGAAUCCUCCGGAGCAACUGCCGAUAGUGCUACAAGUGUUAUUAAGUCAAGUUCAUAGAUUAAGAGCAUUGGAAUUAUUGGGACGUUUCCUUGAUCUUGGCCCAUGGGCGGUGAAUUUAGCUCUCAGCGUGGGCAUUUUCCCAUAUGUUUUAAAAUUACUUCAAAGUAAUGCCAGAGAACUACGUCCGUUACUUGUUUUCAUUUGGGCAAAAAUUCUUGCAGUCGACAGUAGUGACCAUAGAACGUUGGCAGCGUUUGUUUUGGCUAGCAUUGUGAAUGAUUAUCGACCGGGUCAGGUAGCUGCAAAUCAUGGUAGUCUUGUUUCGAUUUGUUUGGAACAACUUGGAGAUUCAAAUGCUUUGUUGAGACAAUGGUUGUGUUUGUGCCUCGCGAGACUUUGGCAUAACUACGACAAAGCAAGAUGGUGCGGAGUCAGAGAUAUCGCUCAUGAAAAAUUAUUUACGUUGCUGCAAGACCCAGUUCCUGAGGUUCGAGCAGCUAGCGUUUAUGCUUUGGGAACAUUCGUAAAUAGCGUAACGACGCGAAGUGAGCAUGCAAAUAAUAUUGAUCAAAUCAUAGCUAUGACGCUUAUUAACACCGUAUCUCAUGAUAUGUGUCCCCUAGUUAGAAAAGAAUUAGUAGUAGCACUUCAAUGGAUGGUAUUACAUUUUGAAAAUUCCUUCGUAACGUUAGCACUGGCUGAAGAAAAUAGCCGAAAAGACCUCGUAGUGGAGACGUUGUCGCCGUUUAGUGGAAUGAGACGCAUUAGUUCUAGAGACAGAUUGAAAAUGCUUUCUCCGAACAACACGUAUAGUGCGGACGGUACAGAUGGAUUUGGUCAGGAUCGUAUUAAGAGAGUGUCGUCGUCGUCGUCUAUUAGUAGUUUAGGACACGGUUCUCUUGGAAAUUUACCAAGUCUUUCCUACGGUAGUGUAUAUAUGAAAUUGUGGCAUGGAUUGUGCAGUCUUGACAAUGAUCCUCAUCCAGUGGUUGCUACUAUGUCUCAGAAGGUUACUAAUCACAUUCGAAAUCAGUAACAGCAAAGGAGAAUCGCCGCCUACGGUAAAUUCUGGAACAGAUUUAUUACGCUCAUCGAGAAUACCAUUGCACGGCAAUCGUUCGAGAAAACCAAUUCCUAAUACGAUUUCAGAAGAGGCAGACGAAGUUGCUGGAAUUAAAACACCGUUGACAACUUCGCAGUUUGUUGAAUGGAGUUGUGCUCAAUUUGCUCAACCUGUUAGUUUAGAAAUUGAAACUGAAUCGAUGAACGACGUGGAAAGUAGAGCGCAUUAUGAAAGGGAGUGGCGGUACUUGAGAAAUAAGAAACAAAGACGCGAAGCAAGAGAGGAACAAUUACGCUCGGUACAAAGCAGAGUAGAAUCCCAAGUAUUUCAUACGAGGUGUUCACAUUCUCCGGAAGUUCUAACAUUUCAUCCGUUCGAACCUCAUUUGGCUGUAGCAUUGAAAGAUUACUUUGGGAUAUGGGAUUAUCAAACUGGUGCAAAAUUAACUUAUUGUGCAAGUCAUGGAAAUAAAAUGUCACGUAUCACAGCGCUGGAGUUUAUUAAUGCUCAUGAUGUAACGUUAUUAAUGGCUGGAUCUGACGAUGGUUCGGUUAGAGUAUGGAAAAAUUAUAGUAGUAUGUUAAAUCGCGAUCCAGUUUUACUUACUGCUUGGCAAGCAAUAGCUGAUAUACAACCUGCGACAAAAACAACGACAGCAACAGCUGGAUUAGUUACCAAAUGGGAGCAAAGGUCCCUUACAUUAGCUGUAACGGGUGAUGUUCGUAUUGUCAGGCUAUGGGAUGCGGAGACUGAAUUAAAGAAACAAGACGUACCAACAGGUGCUGAUUGUUGUGCUACGUGCAUUGAUGUUGAUGGCGUAGGUGCAAUGAUGGCGGUAGGUUGUGGAGAUGGUUCGGUUCGUUUAUUUGAUAGAAGAUUACCUCCUUUAGAAUCGAGAGUUAUGAUUUGGAGAGAGCAUACAGCCUGGGUGCUAGGCACAUCUUUGAGAAAAUGUGAAAGAUCUGCGCCGCAACUGUUCACUGGAUCAUCUUCGGGAGAUAUUAGAAUAUUUGAUCUCAGAAAAAAUUCUUCCGUAAGCACUGUACAGAUAACGCAAGGUAUUACAGCAUUGGCAGCACAUGAAAUGGCGGAUAUUUUUGCUGGAUCGACGAAUCACUGUAUAAGUGUAUAUAACACUAUGGGUCAACACUUAAACACAAUAAAAUUUCAUGAAGGAUUUAUGGCCACUCGUAUUAGCCCUGUAAGUUGUUUAAGCUUUCAUCCUUAUCGUGUGAUUCUAGCAGCUGGUUGCGUAGACAGUACUGUCACAGCAUAUGCGUCUGAACCACGCAGAUGACUAAUAGAGAUGGAAUUAUUAUAAAAUUAUUUUUAUAAAUACAAACUCAUAGUACUUGAUACUCUUAGCGCUAACAGUCGGUAAAAAGAAAUGUUAAGAGUGUAAUGUUGAAUUUUAUUUGAAAGGUCAGAGGUGAAUUCUUAUUUUUCACUUGUGCUUCACUGCGUUUUUUUCGUGCAUAAAAACGUCUUGCUUUGGAAUUUAUUGAUAUAGCGUUUUUGUGAAUAGUUCUUGUGAUUACAAAACUUGCGAAGUAACCAAAGUCUUUAGAGGCGACCAAAGAGAAGAUAAUAUGAACUAUACGUGCAAGAACAGUGUAAUAUUUUGAAACGCGGUUGGUCGAAAAAUUUAACGUUCUUGAUGAACAAUGGUGUACAAUAUAUGCGUAUGCGAUGCAACGAAAAAGAUUUGAAUGCAUGUACGAAUGUGUUUAAUGUUUAAUAAAGCUUGUAACAUUCGCAAGGAAAUAACUUUGAUUCUUGUGCCAUGCAAAAUUAAUUCCAAUUGAUUACGCUCUUACGUAAAUUCAGAUGAUGGAAUAUUUAAUUAUUUCUCACAUAUCGAUAAGUUUUUCCCUUAAUUUUCAUUUUUACAAAAUUUUAAAGGAAACAGAAAUUUUUAUGUCGGAGCUCUUUUGGAAAAUAUCUAUAAACAUUUUUUUAUUCCAAGAUAAAUAUGUUACGAUGAAAUUGGAAAGAAAACUUGAGGAUAACUUAUUUAAAUAAUUUAAUUACAUUAUUUUAGCUUAUGAUUGAUGCAAUAAACUACUAGAUCAAUAGUAACAAGAAAAAAAAACAAAAUUAUCUAAAAUGGCAACUAUAUGAAUUACGUUUUUAUACUAAUGAAUAGUCUUUGUACACGUGAUAUUAUGUGUACUCUAAUUGUAACUUUUUCCAUCCGUGAAAUUUUUCGUUGCAAUUUUAAAGAAAAAAUUGUUUUUGUAAAUAUGUAUUGUGUAUUCAUCAACAUGUAGUUUAAGUAAUGCUUUGCAAGCACUUCUUUGCAAUUUGUGAAAAUACCUCGUAUCGUAUUAAAAAUUUGAGAAGUUUGAAAGAAAAUGCCUUCUCAGUGACAAUUUAAACAAUCAAGUAAAUACAUAUAAUUUAUAUUCAACUAAUUUUUGUUUCUAUAUUAGUUGGAAAAUAUUUUAUGAAGUAAUACUUAUACAUUGUAUGUGUGUAUUUUAUAUUGCUAUUGUAAAAUUUCUGUGCUGCUGUUAUUGUUUGCAACUAUUAUCUUAAAAGAAAGAAAUAAUACAGUGAUAUACAUUAAGAAGAAGGAAUUAGUUUUCAUAUGCAUACGUAUCAGUAACAUGGGUAUGUACGAGUAACGUAAGAUACAAGCAUCUAAAUUUCAUAAAUGAUAAGAAAAAAACAAGAAGAAAUUAGAUAAUAAAUUCGUGAAUAAAAGUGUACAUAAAUAAUAAUAGAAUAUCAGAUGUAGUGUUUGAGAAACUACGAUGCUAAAAAAGAUUUAUUUCCUCAUAUUUUACAUGUAUAGUUUUGUUAUUGACACUUGGCAUUCAGAGGCGCGAUGAAACAUGUGAUUUAUUAACUUUCAAGUAUGUGAAACAAGAAUCUGUAAUGUAAAUGCAUCGUAGUUUACAUCGCAAGAUGUUUCAAAAAUUGAGUGCAUAAAUAUUAACCUACAAAUACGUAAAAGUAGAUUUGUUUACAGAGUAUCGGAAAAUGCAAAUGGAGUCGCAUCGGAAAUAUAAUGUUUAUUUAUGAACCACCUUCUGUUUAUGUACAAAAAAAUUUAUACAUAAAAAAAUUAUAGUUAAAAAUAUGUUUGAGCAAAAGAUAUUUAUUUUAAUGAAAAUUGUUAUUUCUAAUCGUCAAAUUGAUGUAAUAUUGUAAUUUGUCAAUAGUGAUGUUAGUGACGAAUGUUUUUGCUAAUCGUUUAUUUUGAUGGAAAUUUCUUUAUAUGAUAUAUCACGUAUACACGUGGUGAGAUUUCGAUAUAAAAAGUACUUAAUGUCAGAGUCAGCAUCAUUUGUUAAUAUAUAAAUGGCUAGGUUACCUUUGUACAUAUUAUGUACGAUUUAUUAUAUACGAUAUAUAUUCGUUACUAUUGUUAAUGAUAAUUACCGGAAACGUGAAACGUUGGAAAAAUAAUUCAAGGUGGGUGAGAAUAUGAUGUAUUAUUUUGCACUGUAUUCGUUAUUGUAUAUGAUCGCCUUAUAUAAUAAUAAUAAUAACAAUAAUAAUAGUAAUAGUAAUAAUAAUAAAUAUAAUAUAAUUAUGUUAUUUCAGUGUAAUAAUGUUUUACCGAAUUGCUUGCACAUUAGCAUAAACGUAAGACAGUGGGAAACAGGAGGUAAGUAGCAAACAAUAUCUUAAAAAAUUUGAUUGCUAUUUAUAAUUAUUAAUUACUGUAUAUUCUAUCAUUAUUAAUCAUUUUUUUUUUAAUGAU